AUGGCUCAGCGAGGAAAAAGACAAUAUCCCUGUGACAUAUGUGGAAAGUGGUUCUCACAGAAAGGUAGCAUGAAGUUACAUCAGAGAAUCCAUACUGGUGUAAAACCGUACAUAUGCGGUACAUGCGGAAAGACGUUCACUCUGAAGAUGUACUUGAAUGUACAUGAAAGAACCCACACUGGUGAAAAACCGUACUACUGCAUUGAAUGUGGCAGUACCUUCUCCCAGAAGAGUAGUCUCAAUGUUCACGAACGAAUACACACAGGGGAACAACCGUACAAGUGUAACACGUGUGGUAAACACUUUGCAGUCAAAUUAUAUUUGAGAGCCCAUGAGAGGACUCAUACUGGUGAAAAACCAUAUCUAUGCCAAAUAUGUGACAAGGCAUUUACUCAGAAAAGUAGUUUAAAAACACAUGCAAAAUCUCAUACCUGA
This is a messenger RNA of Saccoglossus kowalevskii, 435 nucleotides long. RefSeq lists its product as uncharacterized. NCBI's taxonomy places the organism in Eukaryota, Metazoa, Hemichordata, Enteropneusta, Harrimaniidae. Gene Ontology annotation, molecular function: DNA-binding transcription factor activity, RNA polymerase II-specific; RNA polymerase II cis-regulatory region sequence-specific DNA binding. Gene Ontology annotation, biological process: regulation of transcription by RNA polymerase II. The record is from RefSeq and is a predicted model, not a curated record.